CGCUAUGCCUUAUCCAAUAAAAAGAGAGGGCUAGAAGCCUCUGAUUUGCAUAACGUCCAUAUAAAAGGAAGUUGCACCUCGACUGUCGCUAGAGUAGAGUCUGGGUUGUCAAGAUGCCGGAGCCGGCUAAAUCGGUCCCUGUUUCCAAGAAGGGUUCUAAGAAAGCGGUAACGAAGACUCAUAAGAAAGGCGAUAAGAAGCGGAAGAAGGUUAGAAAAGAAAGUUAUUCGAUCUACGUGUACAAAGUCUUGAAGCAGGUUCACCCGGACACGGGCAUUUCUUCCAAGGCCAUGAGUAUCAUGAAUUCUUUUGUGAACGACGUUUUCGAGCGUAUCGCUGGCGAAGCCACUCGUUUAGCUCAUUACAACAAGCGCUCCACUAUCACUUCCCGAGAGAUUCAGACGGCGGUGCGGCUCCUGCUGCCGGGAGAGCUCGCUAAGCACGCGGUCUCUGAAGGCACAAAGGCCGUCACCAAAUACACCAGUUCCAAAUAAACCGCCGCUUUUGAGUCUAGCCCAAACGGCUCUUUUAAGAGCCACCUACCCCUUCAAUGAAAGAGAAUUUGU
This is a messenger RNA of Sphaerodactylus townsendi, 566 nucleotides long. Its product is annotated as histone H2B 7-like. The transcript has a single exon. Gene Ontology annotation, molecular function: DNA binding; structural constituent of chromatin; protein heterodimerization activity. NCBI's taxonomy places the organism in Eukaryota, Metazoa, Chordata, Lepidosauria, Squamata, Sphaerodactylidae. Gene Ontology annotation, cellular component: nucleosome. Bases 114 to 494 code for a protein of 126 amino acids. The record is from RefSeq and is a predicted model, not a curated record.